Rubroshorea leprosula is the source of this 2113-nucleotide messenger RNA. The record is from the annotation of a GenBank genome assembly. Lineage: Eukaryota; Viridiplantae; Streptophyta; Magnoliopsida; Malvales; Dipterocarpaceae.
AAAACAAUUAGGCAAAUUGGGCCCCGUAAUGGUAGUGGGGCAUCUUCAGCAAAUGUUGUUGUGGGGGCUUCUGAGGUGCCUCAUAUUAGGAGAACAAGCCAUUACUACUGUAAGAGAACAAACCAAUAUUGCAGCAGCAAGCUCAAGUCGAACAGUGCAGGAGGCAGGGCUUACUGGUGAUGAGUUCAUAAAUGUUCCUUGGCUAAUUGAUAACGAGGAUGAAGAAUGUGUUGAUAGUGAGGCUGAUGAAGCUAGAAGGAGGAGGUCACAACACAAGAUCUUUGAUGACACUUUCCUCAUUCUAGAAUUUGAAAUUGGUAUGCAUGAAGAACUGCAUCUUGAGAUUACUAUUAGUCAAGCUCGGAGAGCAAAGCAACUCAUUAUUAAGGAGUUUCAAGGUGGUUGCAAGAAGGAAUAUAAUAAACCUAUUAUUGGUCUUGAUGGAGCUUUCCUCAAAGGUCCAACCAAGGGACAAUUGCUAUCAGCAGUAGCCAAAGAUCCAAAUAACCAAAUGUAUUCAGUAGCUUGGGCUAUAGUAGAAUGUGAAAGAACAGACAGCUGGACAUGGUUCUUAGAACUUUUGGGGGUUGACUUGAUGAUAGGUGAUGGAGAAAACUUCACAUUUUUGUCUGAUCAGCAAAAAUACUGGUGUAAGGCAUUCCUUGAUACUCAUUGCAAAUGUGAUGCUGUUGAUAACAAUAUGAGUAAGACCUUCAAUGGAUUUAUUCUUGAUGCAAGGCAAAAGGCUGCUAUGUCUUUGCUAGAGGACUUAAGGUGGAAGUGCUCAAAAAGAAUCAUAGCAAACCAGGCCUUUGUAGACAAAAGUUUUGUUGGAGAAUUUGGUCCAAAAUUUUGGGAGAAGAUUGAGCAGCAUAGGGCUGCAAUGUCUGGGUGCUAUAUGUUACCUAAAGCCCUUGUGGAAUAUGAGAUCAAAGAAAGAAAUGACUCAUUUUUGGUCAAUGUUUGUGACCAUACAUGCACUUGUAGGGUAUGGCAACUCAAUGGCAUUCCUUGUAGACAUGCCAUGCUUUCCAUCCAACAUAGAGAGGAAAACUUUGAAGACUAUGUGCACCCUCGCUACAAAAGACAAGCAUACAUUAACACAUACAAGCACUGCAUAAUUCCUUUAGAUGGCAUGGAAAGAUGGGAAGAAACAGGCAUGCCUCCACUUGAUCCACCAGUGGAAAGGAAGACGAUGGGCAAACCUAAAAAGAAAAUGCAUUUAGAAGAUUGGGAAAUUUCUAAUGGAUCUAACAUUAGUAGAAAGGUUGAGAUGCCUAUUGGAGAUGCAAGAGUUGUUGGAGGUGUUCAAAUGAAACUUCAACUGAAAAAUCAACAAGUUGCUAGAGAAAAUCAGCUACUUGCUGUUGAUGUGCAAGGUCAAACUAGUAAUGUCAGCUCAAAUUUAAUGGGAAUUCAACAAGCCAACAAAGGAAGGAAAAAAGAUGCCAACAAUUCUGUCCAAUGUCCACUUGAGCUACUACAAGAGUUCAGACGAAAAUGUCAACACAAAAGAAAGGCAAAACCCAUAAUUAAAGAACUAGUUGUUGAAUCUGGGAGUGGCACAAUUAAUAUUGAAGUCAAUGAAGCUACAAGUCAUGGUCAUCAAGUGCAUGUGCAGGGUAAGGGGAAAGUUGUCCAUGGCAACAAGGGGAAAGUCGUCCAAACCACCAAAAAGGCACAAAGGUUUGCAAGACUCAGGCCAAUGGAGCAACGUAGAUUGGAUGAAAUGGAGUUGGCAAAUUGGAGUGCUUUGAUUCAAGCUAUGGGUUCUACUGAUGAUGGAAACAAUUGUCCUUAAAGUAUUUUAGGGUGUAUUUUGGUUGUUAAAACUAGUUACAAAAGUACCAGUCAAGCCACAUUUCUGGAUUUUUUUGGAACUUAAUCAAAGGCAGGCAGCAUGUAUCAAGGCAGAAACUUGGCUUUUUUUUUUUUUUUUUGACAGACUUUGUAUGUGAUGGGACACUUCAUUCCUGUUUAUAUAAUAUCAAUAUAUCAAUUUAUGAUAUAUGGUUAAAUGUUUGCUCUAUACAAAUUAUUUUCCUGCAACUAUAGAAAAGUUUUGCCCUUUCAUUUCCAGUUUAUGUAAUAGUAAUAUACCAGUGCAAAUGAU